AUGGACGAAAAUGGUCAAGUACGUUAUUUAGGAAGAUCUUCUGGAUAUUAUCUUUUACAAAACAGUAAAACAUACAGUAAUGGCGCAUUUCAUUUUACAAAUUAUGGGAAACGAUCACAAUUACAAAAGACAAGGAGAUCAACUAAUGUCGAUCCACUUGAAUUACCGCCCAAAGACUUAUCUGAACAUUUACUACGACUUUAUUUUAAACAUUUUUAUCCGUUUUUACCAUUAUUUUAUAAACGUCAAUUAUUUUCGACUGUGGAUAACCCAGCCAUUGAUCCAGUGGCGCCACUUUUAUUAAAUGCAGUAUAUGCUGUGGCCUCUCGUAUAUCUCCUGAUACAAGAGUGAGGUCAGAUCCAGAUUCUCCUGAUACAGCUGGAGAUAUUUUCUUUGAGAGAGCAGAGAAGUUAUUAGAUGAAUCUUAUGAUACACCGAGUAUAUCUACAGUACAAGCACUUUUAUUGCUAGCAAGUCACCAGCACGGUGUUAUGAAGUCAGCUAGAGCUUGGCUAUAUAGUGGCAUGGCAUUUAGAAUGGCACAAGAUUUAGGCUUACAUAGAGAUUGUACUCAUUGGAAUAUCUCUCCUGAAGAAUGCGAACGAAGGAGACGAGUAUUUUGGUGUUGUUAUAUUGUAGAUAGAUUAGCAAGUGCUAUGUAUGGUCGAGCGUCAACAUUUGAAGAAAGAGAUUGUGAUGUUCCAUUUCCUUCUAUAGACGAUGAUGAUCCAAUACAAGAUGACGAUCAACACUCUUUUAGUUUGCUAGAUGCCUUUACAAAUCUAAUUAAAGUUUGCGACAUUCUUGGCCAUGUGUUGAAAAACAUUUAUUACGUGCAUUCAUUACAAUACACAGGGACACGACAAACAGAUACUAUCUUGUUGGCUUUGAAUAAGAAAUUGCAUCAAUGGUAUGAUCAAUUACCUGAUUCUUUACAGAUAAAAAAAGAUGAACCUCUUCCAUCUAUCGCUAUCUGUCAGUUACAUAUGAUCUAUCACACAGUAGUUAUCUUGCUUCAUCGACCCUUUAUUCCUGGACCCGAUCAAAUCCUUAUACCUACUCUCUUACCAUGUGCCUCUGUCUGUUUAGCAGCAGCAGAUGCUAUUCUGUCUGUCACAAAUUCAAUGUUGGCUGAAAAAAAACUUCGUUAUGUAUUUAAUUAUGCCGUCUAUUAUAUUUUUACAUCAAGCAUUAUUUUUAUCAAAGGUGUACAUUGCAUCAAAGAACAAGUUGAGCAUAACAAUAAGAGUGAAAAAUCAUUAGAAGCCAAAGCCAAAGUGAUAAAAUGUAUGCAAGCUUUAGAUGAAGUUGAAAUCACUUGGCCAACGGCAAGUAAAAGCUGUCAAAUUUUAGCUGAAUUAUCUGGAUUAAGUAGUACCGAUUUACAACAGGAUACAAACCAAUGGCAGGGACCUUCGAAUUAUUUUCAACAAAAUGAUUAUACUCUAGAUGAUAACUCAGAACGACGGUCUGAAGAAAAUAGCUUAUCACUUAAAGCUAAUACCAGUAAUUUACGAUUCCCCAUUAUUCGAGUAAAUGAAGAGGAAGGACAUCAAAUUGAGGAUAGUGCAAGAACGUUUUAUUCUCCAGAUUCAACACAGAAUAUAGAAUAUGCUUUUCAAAUAUUACCUGCAGGCUCAUUUAGUAGUAACAACACAAAUACUGCGCCAAGUACAAUGGAUCCUUUUGCAGCACCAGGUAUUAUCCCUGUAUCCUCAACGAGGCAAUACGAUCCACUCGUAGGGACAUCAUUUUGGGGUGUUCCUUCUUCUUUAGAUGCUAAUGAAUGGAAUAAUUUCAUGGAUUCAAGUCUUAACGGACAGCAACAAGAUCCAUUUGCAGAAACUAACUGUUUACAAGAACAUCGACUCAUCUACGAAGAUAACCUGUCUAAUAGUCAUAUUAUAAAUGAAUAUCAAUCAUUCACUUCUCAGCAGCAAGAAAAACAGCAUUUAAUUCAUACAGAUCAGCACGUAGAUAUCCUAUCAGGUAUUUCUUUGCCCUUAGAACAACAGACAAUACCAUCUGCUCCUAAUAAUGAUACACUUGUAAGUUAUUUACGAAAUACUAAUACCUCAAUAAAUAAUCCUACUACUAUUACUUCUACUUCUUCAUCUUUAUCUUCUUCAUCUUCUUCUUCUACUACUACUACUACUAAUACUACUACUAAUACUACUACUACUACUACUACUACUACUACACGUAAUAUUCCUCCUCCACCAUUAAUGGAUAGCAGGUCAUCCAAUAACACAAAAGAAAGAGAUAUAUCCAAUGCCUAUUAUUGGUAA
Molecule: messenger RNA, 2289 nt
Organism: Cokeromyces recurvatus
Lineage: Eukaryota; Fungi; Mucoromycota; Mucoromycetes; Mucorales; Mucoraceae
Product: fungal-specific transcription factor domain-containing protein
Exons: 2
Coding region: 1-2289 (762 amino acids)
Biological process (GO): DNA-templated transcription
Molecular function (GO): zinc ion binding; DNA binding
Source: RefSeq, a predicted model, not a curated record